CUCUGACCAGGUGGUGGUUCCCUCGAUGAACCCCUUAGCUGUGGGCAGUAAUGUCACCCUGAACCUAGUUCCUCAAAGCCCCAUCAACAUAGGGACCUGGUCAUAUGAAACUACAACCAUCGUACUUUUCUAUCCUGGUGGCAGUAGUGUGAGUACAAGUUAUCGAGGCAGAGUCUCAUUCAACCGUUCCUCCUCAGAGCUGUCCAUAAGCUCUCUCCAACUCAACGACUCAGGUCUAUAUACCGUGCAGGGAAUGGAGCCAGUCCUGUAUGCUGUGGUGAACUUGUCUGUCCAGGAGCCCAUUUCAAACGUGACUCUAAGGGCCAACGCCACUGAUCUAGUGGAAUUGAACGACACUGCCAUGUUCACCUGCUCUGUCUCCUCUGGCACCUCCCUCUCCUACCGCUGGCUGAAUGGCAGCUCAAAGGUCACAGCUAGUGACAGAGUUCGGCUUGGUGGUGGGACCAGCACUCUCAUCAUAAUCAGUGUGACACGAUACGAUGAAGGGCCGUUCAGAUGUGAGGUCAUUAACGGAAUCAGCAACGGCACCAGCCAGCCCAUUGGCCUCAAUGUUAGAUAUGGCCCAAGUAACCUCACCAUGAUGGUAGUUCCUGAGAUGACCAUAGGACAUACAGACUACAAGACGGGCUCUGACAUCACUCUGUCCUGCUCCACUCAGUCCAAACCCGCUGAGUCCUACAAGUGGAGGUUUAAUGGGAUGUUCCUCAAUGAGCAAAGCCCACAGCUCAGUCUGCAGAACAUCAGGGAGAACCAAACAGGAAGUUACGCCUGCUUAGCCCACAACAAUGUCACACUCCAAGUCGCCUCCAUGACCACAAUGAUAAAGAUCGUGGAGCCGAUAUCAGCGGUUUCGUUGAACCGUGAUGGGAAGCCACCGAUACUGGAUCAGUCGUUCACUCUGCGGUGUGAGGUGACUGGACCUGUAAACUACAUUAUAUGGCUGAUGAACGGCCAGCUCAUCUCCCUAAAUAACAGAACAUUCUUCUCUACGGACAACAACACAAUGGUUAUCAACCCAAUCCAAUUUUCUGACAAUGGAGAAUAUCUCUGUGAGGCCUUUAAUGCUGUUAGCAACCUGACCAGCAUAGCAUACAAUCAUGUGGUGAACUUUGGACCAGAGAGACCUGCUAUAACUAGUCCGGAUAUAGCAAUGACAGGACACAUCGUGACCUUCAAGUGCUCAGCUUCCUCUCAGCCUCCCAGCCAGUUCAGCUGGUUCUUCAAUGGCUCCCAGGUGGCGACCGGCUCAGAGUAUGAGAUGGGCCCACUGACCUUAGCCUGUCAUGGAGAGUACAACUGUGUGGCCUUCAACAACAUCACUGUCAGAAACAGCACUGUCUCCAAGAUGCUCACUGUCGUUGCACCUGUGACCAUGACCAUUGUGAAAGUCGUUGGAGCCCAGCCAAUACUGAACGAGAGAUUCUCUCUGACCUGUGGCACCGCUGGAACGGUUUACUCCAUUCAGUGGAUGAGGAACGGCUGGCCUCUGUAUGCUGACAACAGAACAGACUUCUCUAUGAACAACAAUACACUGACAUUCAACUCUGUCCAGCAUUCUGACAAUGGAGACUAUCAGUGUUCUGCCUCCAACCCCUUCAGCAACAUGACCAGCCCAUACUACAAACUGAUUGUCAACUAUGGACCGGAGAUGCCAAUAAUAACAGGACCAGCAUUAGGAGAAACAGGACACAGCGUGACCUUCAACUGCUCAGCUUCCUCUCAGCCUCUCAGCCAGUUCAGCUGGUUCUUCAAUGGCUCCCAGGUGGCAACUGGCUCAAAGUAUGAUACUGGCCCACUGACUUUAGCCAGUCAUGGGGAAUACACCUGUGUGGCCUUCAACAACAUCACUUGCAGAAACAGCACUGUCUCCAAGAUGCUCACUGUCGUUGAUGGACCGGAGAUGCCAAUAAUAACAGGACCAGCAUUAGGAGGAACAGGACACGGUGUGACCUUCAACUGCUCAGCCUCCUCUCAGCCUCUUAGCCAGUUCAGCUGGUUCUUCAAUGGCUUCCAGGUGGCAACUGCCUCAGAGUAUGAUACUGGCCCACUCACCUUAGCCAGUCAGGGGGAGUACACCUGUGUGGCCUUCAACAACGUUACUGGCAUAAACAGCACUGCUUCAAAGAUGCUCACUGUCGUUGGCCACUCACCUGCCCCUCCAUUCCAGUCCAGAGUUGGUCUGAUGCUGACGGCCCUGCUAGCCCUCUCUCUCUGCCUCUGAUCAACCACUGAGACCACCACAGUAAGCACACUGCAUGUCUGUCUGCUGGCUGGGAGCCAAUCACUCCCUUCCCUCUACCCUCACUGACUAUCCCUUGCUGAUCUGGAAAAGGGCUGGAUAGAAAUAAGUAGUAUUGUCAAUAUUGUAAUUGCCUCAUCUCACCACCAUAGGGCUGGGUUUAGCGUGCUUAGCUCCUUAGCUCUUUUCCAAUGCUUUUAGAAUGUGAGGAGAGUCAACAAGAGGUCAGAUGAGAGGGGCCUAUCCCCUUAGAAUAGAACCCACCUCUACAAUGUGUUUUAUGUCAAUCAUCUCUAUAAACUGAUAUUUUCUUUUUUAAAACUAAAGUCUUGAAAACUGGUCUUCAACAAGUUAAUUGAAGGCGCAAAGAUUCGCUGCUCAGUUGUGCUGCCUAUUUCUGAUUGUAAUUAAAUGUUCUUAGAUAUUCACUGCCCUUGUGACUGUGACUGUUGCCCUGGAGUCCAUUCACUGAGUCCCUUUCUGUGUUCUGUAUUUGAUCAUGUAUGUAAACUUUGUUAUUUAAGUACAAAUUCAGGUUUAAUUAACUUGUAAAUACCUUAAAGGUAAAACAUUUCAAUUGAUAGUACAGUUAACUGGUGUUUAUGUAAAAUAUGCCUUGUUUUUGCAUAAGCUUGUAAAUUCUCGGAGGAGAAGCAGGCUUGUGCUGUUGUCUUAUGUUUAUAUUUCCUCUUCAUUAAUUAUUGGCUUAAAUAAAGUGUUGUCUUCUCACA
Molecule: messenger RNA, 2991 nt
Organism: Oncorhynchus nerka (sockeye salmon)
Lineage: Eukaryota; Metazoa; Chordata; Actinopteri; Salmoniformes; Salmonidae
Product: carcinoembryonic antigen-related cell adhesion molecule 5-like
Exons: 9
Coding region: 26-2242 (738 amino acids)
Source: RefSeq, a predicted model, not a curated record